Molecule: messenger RNA, 1768 nt
Organism: Zingiber officinale
Lineage: Eukaryota; Viridiplantae; Streptophyta; Magnoliopsida; Zingiberales; Zingiberaceae
Product: cyclin-T1-2-like
Exons: 7
Coding region: 223-1485 (420 amino acids)
Biological process (GO): positive regulation of DNA-templated transcription, elongation; regulation of transcription by RNA polymerase II
Cellular component (GO): nucleus; cyclin/CDK positive transcription elongation factor complex
Molecular function (GO): cyclin-dependent protein serine/threonine kinase activator activity
Source: RefSeq, a predicted model, not a curated record
AAGGACAGUUUAGGGUUCGCUUCCUGUGUGCGCUUCGAUCCUUUUUUCCUUUUCCUCGCUUCCUUCUUUAUUUUUGGCGAUUGAAAGACGAGCUGUGCGCGUUUAAUCUAGGAAGUUGGCUUGUGAUAGUGGUCCUUCAAGCAAGCAAAAAUUUCAGUCAACUAGAAGGAUAAGAAAUUUCAGAGCAUAUGUAAUAAAUCAGGUUAAACCAAAAUCAAGAAAAUGGGAGAGCCCUUUGGGGGCUCUUUAGAUCGAGGAAUGGUAAAUGGAGGUUCAAAUACAGAAGACGAAUUGCACCACAUGUACAGGUCAAGCUGGUAUUUUAAUAAGGAAGAGAUAGAAAAGAACUCUCCCUCGAGGAAAGAUGGUAUUGACAAGAUGAAGGAAUCACAACUACGAAUGUUCUACUGUUCAUUCCUUAGGGAUAUUGGCAUCAAGCUUCGCCUACCACAAGUCACCACUGCAACAGCAAUUGUAUAUUGUCAUCGCUUCUAUCUCCAUCAAUCCCAUGCAGAGAAUGAUUGGCAGACUGUUGCAACUGCAUGCAUGUUCCUUGCCUCCAAAGUAGAAGAGACACCAUGUCGUUUGGACAAGAUUGUCGUCAUUGCAUAUGAGACAAUGCAUAAAAGUGAUCCUAGUGCUGCAGGGAGAAUUCGUGAAAAGGCUACCUUCCAGAAACAAAAGGAUCUUGUUUUGAUUGGGGAAAGAGUGCUUCUAUCAACAAUUCGAUUUGAUUUCAAUGUGCUUCAUCCUUACAAGCCACUUCUCGAAGCUCUGAAGAAAUUUGGGAUUACUCAAAGAGAAGUUAGGCAAACUGCAUGGAACCUUGUGAAUGACUGGCUUUGGACAACAUUUUACGUACAAUAUAAGCCCCACUAUAUAGCAGCCAGUUCUCUUUUUCUUGCCGCUAAGCUCCAUAAUAUAAAGCUUCCUUCAGAAAGGGGUUAUGUCUGGUGGCAUGAAUUUGAUAUUAUCCCUCGCCAAUUAGAAGGGGCAAUUCAGGAAAUGUGUCAACUUUUGCAAUGCAAUCGAAAAUCCUCUGUAACUUCGUUCGGGCAGCCAGUACAAGCUCCUGUAGCAAUCAACGAGAAGCAGUUCUCAAGCAGUCCUGAUUCUGUUUUAAGGACAACAUGCAUCUCCAGUAACAGCUCAAGUCAAGAUUCUAAUGCUGAUCUUAACAGCCAUAAACACACAGAUUUAGAUUGUCAUAUCCAAACUAACUUCUCAAGUUCUGAGAAAAAAAAGAUUUAUUUGGAGUGUAGAACGGGACCUCAGUGCCAUAAGACUGGUACUGACAUUCCAACUGCUGCUGCUAAGCAUAAUGGUACAUCAGUGGAUAAACAAUCAAUGAGAAAAAGGGAGCACAUACAGAGUAUGUUUGGUGAAAUCGACAAGGAUCGCAUUCAAGCAACUAUUAAGAGGAAAAGGGAAAGAGAAGUUCCAGUGGUCGAACCAUCUUCAAAGAAACAAUUGUGUAUACACUAAAGAUUUAUCUGGCAUCCUACUUUUGUAACCUAUAGAAACAGCUUUACUUGUUAGGAAGAGUAAACUUCGGAUGGAUCAUUUCUGAUACAUUGACAUUGAAGUCCUCACAAAUUUUCCACUUUUCCCUCAUAACCAUCUCUGGAGCAAUAUUGCUGCACAAUUCUUCAGGCAAUUACCAAGAAAUCAUCUGUAUGCAUACAACUGUGUUUCAUUGUUCACUUGUAAGUUUGACCAUGUAAAUGCAAGAAAACAAUUGUUGGUAUAGUUUGUCAUUCUUUUCAUA